AUGACUACUUUCGACCUACCAGAGACAUUUGAUGACCUCCCCAACAAGCGCCAAUACUGGCCUGCUCCGAAAGGCUCGCCCGAAGAGGGCCUAGGCAUGCUCCGUAUCCUGACCCCGGACAUCGUUGCCAAUGCAGCCCGCCAAAUCCAAACGGGCGAGCGGGUAUGUCUGAACUGGGAUAUUGAGAACUUGAAUCCUCCAGGGCAAGGUUUCAAACGCAAGCCCUUUGAGCACAGGAUAAAAUGGGUCGCAGAAGGCGUGGCUUUUGAUGACGAAUAUCACUUCAAUCCACAGCAGUCAUCUCAAUGGGACGGCCUCCGUCACCACAAUGGGCCCGCACCAACGGCCGAAGAUCCCAACUGCCGACUUUUCUACGGAGGAACGAGCGCAGAAGAAAUUCAAGACCCUAAGAAUCCCCGUAUCGGAAUGGGGUACUGGGCGAAGAAGGGCAUUGCAGGACGCGGCGUCCUUAUCGAUUUCGUCUCGUGGGCUGAAAAGAAGGGAAUCCCCGUCAAUGCCUUAACACAGCAGGAGGUUUCACUAGACACUGUGCACGAGAUUGCGCGAGAGUGCAAGGUUGAAUUCCAACACGGCGACAUCUUCUUCCUCAGAGUCGGUCUGCCGCAAACAUGGGCGGCCAUGAACGAUGAGCAGAAACAAGCGUACAGCAAGCAGGCGACCCCAAAACAUGCCGGGAUCGAGCAAAGUGAGCGUGUGCUACGGUUCUUUUGGGACAACCACUUUGCGGCGGUUGCGUCAGACGCGGUCAGUUUCGAGGUGUACCCACCACUUAACCCGGACUUUGAUCUGCAUCAUCAUCUACUUGCGGGGUGGGGAGUACCUAUCGGCGAGAUGUUUGAUUUGGAUGGGUUGGCGGAGAUGUGUAUACAACAUGGUCGCUGGACGUUUUUCGUCUCGAGUAGCCCUUUGAACUGUGCGAAUGGGGUCUCGAGUCCCCCGAACACUAUGGCUAUUUUUUGAUCAGUCAAACUUAUGUGCCGACGGGGUAUAUGAGGAUGUCGGCCUUUAUU
Messenger RNA from Aspergillus nidulans FGSC A4, 1031 nucleotides. RefSeq lists its product as uncharacterized. NCBI's taxonomy places the organism in Eukaryota, Fungi, Ascomycota, Eurotiomycetes, Eurotiales, Aspergillaceae. Bases 1 to 981 code for a protein of 326 amino acids. Gene Ontology annotation, biological process: L-tryptophan catabolic process. The transcript has 2 exons. Gene Ontology annotation, molecular function: arylformamidase activity. The record is from RefSeq and is a predicted model, not a curated record.